This is a messenger RNA of Anguilla anguilla (European eel), 1179 nucleotides long. Its product is annotated as cytochrome c oxidase assembly protein COX19-like. Lineage: Eukaryota; Metazoa; Chordata; Actinopteri; Anguilliformes; Anguillidae. Gene Ontology annotation, cellular component: mitochondrial intermembrane space. The record is from RefSeq and is a predicted model, not a curated record. The transcript has 3 exons. Gene Ontology annotation, biological process: mitochondrial respiratory chain complex IV assembly. The coding region runs from base 117 to 401 and encodes 94 amino acids.
UUUUUCGGUCAUUGAUUAUUUCGUCUGUGUGAUGGCUGCGAGGUCACAACAGCUACAGUGGGCUGCUGUUUCAUUGAGAACGAAGUUAGGUAUAGCUGGUUAAAUACCAAGGAAUCAUGUCGACUGCAAUGAAUUUUAGUUCUAAAUCAUUUAAGCCUCGUCCUCCAGACAAAGGAUCUUUUCCUUUAGAUCACUUCGGAGAGUGUAAACCUUUCAAAGAGAUAUUCAUGAAGUGCUUGAGAGAGAAUGGGUAUGAUAACUCCUUAUGCCGGCUACAGUCCAAAGAGUACCUGGAAUGCAGGAUGGAAAGACAGCUAAUGGCCAAGGAGCCGAUGGAGAAAUUGGGGUACAAGGAUCUGGUGGACACGGCCCCCCAGACGUCAGAAGAAGCCAAACCUUGAGGAAGAGCUCUUAACAUUACCGCUAACAUUCAGCAACGGCGCUCUACAAUAGGCGUUUGCAUUCAUCUGUGAAAUGCCCGGAGAAUGUUGCGUUUUUGUCAUUACGCGACCAACUUGUGUAUAGUGUAAAUUAAUAUUGUGUUUAUAAAUAUUUUCUAAACCAAUCUCCGUAAAAUUCAGUCUGCCAUCAAUUAUGGGUGUCAUGAACAGUGUGCGUGUGUGUGUGUGCACGUGUGAGAGAGAGGGGGGUCGCUUUUAAAACCCUUUUUAUUGGGACACUGUUUGAAAACAAAUUACAGAACUUAAAAUCAGCAACAACAAAACAAACAAAAAAAAAACAAGGAGUGAACAUACCUUGCAGUUCUUCUUUUUUUUAAACUAGAUUUUGAAGAUUAAGUUCCAAAUCUUGGGGAAAACCAGCAAACCAAAGACUUUAGUUAGACGCAUCCCACAGCAAGAAAGCACCUUGCUUGUUUCACAGACCAAGAUAACCCCGCUUCUUUUUUGUAUUUUCAUAGACCCCUGGAUCCAAAGAAAAUGUGAUGCGAAAGUGUACAUAUUCAGUGACCUGUAAUGUAAAUACUGCACAUUUGACUCUAUCCCUGAGAAACGGUUUACCCAUUGAGUCUGAAUAACUUUCGCCUGUCCAUCACUCAACUGACACCCCAUGAAUAAAUUCAGGUUCUCUCUUGCCAAAGGUGACCGAUGACAAUGAGGAAAUAUUUAGGCGAAUGAUGCUUAUGGAGAAAGUGUGAAUAAAAAAGGGAAAUUAAAUGAA